This is a messenger RNA of Osmia bicornis bicornis, 3863 nucleotides long. RefSeq names its product protein bicaudal D (gene BicD). The record is from RefSeq and is a predicted model, not a curated record. NCBI's taxonomy places the organism in Eukaryota, Metazoa, Arthropoda, Insecta, Hymenoptera, Megachilidae. Gene Ontology annotation, molecular function: dynactin binding; dynein complex binding; cytoskeletal adaptor activity. The coding region runs from base 290 to 2623 and encodes 777 amino acids. Gene Ontology annotation, cellular component: Golgi apparatus; cytosol. The transcript is spliced from 7 exons. Gene Ontology annotation, biological process: protein localization to organelle; regulation of microtubule cytoskeleton organization; microtubule anchoring at microtubule organizing center.
GAACAAAAGUCUAGGAACAUGGAACAUGUGCAGGAACAUGCAUCCGGUCCGUGAGAUUUUCCCCGUGCCCUCUCGCCUUAAUCUCACGUCUGUCAAACGGUCGUGAAUUUUCGAAAGAUGUGAGGCUUUGGAAAGUGGGCACGCAAAGAAAAUCGCGUCACGACAUUCGCAUGAUGCCCUCACGUUUAAAAUCUUUUACGGCCGCCGAUGCUUCGAUUUAUUUGCGGUAACAACGAGGAAGCAUUUGACCGUAAAGGGAGCGAAGUGAUCUUGGACGGUGCGUACAGCAAUGGCCACGACAGAAGGAGUUACGAUAGAGGAGCUCAGGACCGAGAUCGAAAGGCUUUCGCGAGAACUAGAUUUAGCUUCAACGGAGAAAAUACAAUCUGCUCAAUACGGUCUCGCUUUACUCGAAGAGAAGUCCACAUUGCAACAAAGAUGCAACGAUCUCGAGGCCCUCUACGAAAACACGAAACACGAGCUGGAAAUCACUCAAGAGGCUUUAGCAAAGUUUCAAACAACUACAAAAUUGACUACAAAGAGUGGCAUAGAACAAGAAGAGAGUCUUCUUAACGAAAGUGCUGCAAGAGAAACAUCUCUUCAAACACAGAUCAUCGAAUUAGAAAAUGAAACCAAGCAGUUACGUCAUGAACUUGAACGUGUACAAGCGGAACGCGAUCAUGCGUUACAAGAAAGGGAAGAGGUUGGAAAAGAUCACCAGCAAGCAGAAACUGAGAGAAAAUCUUUACGUACCAUGUUACGUGAAUGUAGAUUUCGGGAAGCUAGACUUCUUCAAGAUUACUCAGAAUUGGAAGAUGAGAAUAUUUCGUUACAGAAGCAAGUGUCUGGCUUAAGAUCCAGCCAAGUAGAAUUUGAAGGUGCCAAACAUGAGAUAAGAAGAUUAACAGAAGAAGUAGAACUUUUAAAUAGUCAGGUUGAAGAAUUAACAAAUUUAAAGAAUAUUGCUGAGAAACAAAUGGAAGAAGCGCUUGAAUCGUUGCAAGCUGAGCGUGAAGCAAAAUAUGCAUUAAAAAAGGAGCUGGAUCAAAGAAUUAAUAGCGAAUCAAUUUAUAAUCUUAGUAAUCUUGCUCUUUCUAUUAGAGGAAUUACAGAAGAUCAAACGAUAUGUAGCGACGGAGAAGACGAUUCCCCGGCAUUACGUAGAAUCGAAGCAGAUUUAAAGACUCAAGAACCUGGCACUUCUGCUACUGACAAACAAGUUGAUUUGUUCUCGGAGAUUCAUUUGAAUGAACUGAAGAAAUUAGAGAAACAGUUAGAACUAGCAGAAUCUGAGAAAGCUCAUCUUACGCAAAAUUUACGGGAAUCGCAAUAUGCCGUUGAAAAAAGUCAGAAUGAAUUGCAAUCUUUUGUUGCGCGCAUAGUGCAGUUAGCAGCCCAUGUGCAAUCAUUACACCAUCUUCACUCUAAACUGCCUGAGAAGCAAACUGAAGAAACAACAUUAGAUAAGUUGAACCAGGCAAUUAUGCAAUAUCACCAAUGGAGUGCUAUGUCCGCGCGAGAAGUGAAUCAGCUUCAAAAGGAUUUAGCUGAAUUAGAAAAUGGUUUAACUAUAUCUGACUCAACGCAACAAUUGCGAACAGAAUUAACGAACCUAAGAAACAAGAUCCCCGAGUCAGAGAAGAGCCUUCAAGAAAAGCUUUUAGAUACAGAACAAAGAAGCAUGCAACUUGAAUCUGACAUUGCUACACUUUCGAAAUUGGCAGUGGAAGCUGGUGGUUUCCUUGAUUCUGCACAAAAUGAUUUGCAAAAUAUUUCCGACGAGCUUGCUCAACUUUACCACCACGUGUGUACGGUUAACGGAGAAAUUCCUUCACGCGUGGUCCUAGAUCACGAGAAGAUCGUUCCUGAGAAGGAAGAUGAAAAUGAAAAGAUCGAAUGGUGUAGGACAUUGUUCAAGACCGACAUUCAGAUCAAAGAUUUGGAGAGCCUUAGCAAAUCCAAAGAAGUUGCAAAACAUAUAGAAACUGCAAUGGAUCAAAUAAAACAUCUUAGAAGUGCUGUGGAACACACGAUCGAACUUUCAAAGGUUAAAGGAAUGCAGUCGAACGUAUGCAAUGUUUGUGAAGGAUCAGUGAAUGAGAACAAGGCAGAGGUAGCUGACUUACAGGAACAAGUAAUUAGAUUGAAAGCGUUGUUAUCAGCUAAACGCGAACAAAUUGCUACUUUGAGAACAGUGCUGAAGUCAAAUAAAAAUACAGCUGAAGUAGCACUUACUAAUUUAAAGAGCAAGUAUGAAAACGAAAAGAGUAUCGUUAACGAAACUAUGUUGAGAUUACGGAAUGAGCUUAGAAUGUUGAAAGAGAAUGCUGCAACAUUUUCAAGUUUACGUGCGAUGUUUGCCGCACGUUGCGAGGAAUAUGUAACACAGGUGGACGAGUUACAACGUCAGCUUGCCGUGGCCGAAGACGAUAGAAAAACAUUGAAUCAACUUUUACGACUCGCGGUGCAACAGAAGCUUGGUUUGACCAUGAAAUUGGAAGAAUUAGAGGUUGAUCGGGAAUUACGAAAUACGCGAAGACACGCAGCCAGUGCAAAUGGACGAGGUAGAAUGCGAUUGUCGCAACAGACAAACCGUCCUCAUUUAGGCAGAGAUUUCUUCUAGAAAAUGGUGAAGAUGUGGAGCAAAUUGUUCUGAGAUAAACGAGGAUCUUGAACUUUUCAAUUUUUUACUGCUCAUCGUCGAACUACAUUCUACGUGAAAUCAUUUAACAUUACAUAUACUUUUUUCUUUUUUGGAUUAUUUUAUUUGGAGACGCAGAGAAGAGUAGUAAACAGAAACGUUCUUGCAAUACGUAGUAAAAAUAUUUUUACAAAAUUCAUACAAACGACGACCUUUUCCUAGGAAACAUUUUUGGCAUCGUGAAGGAUAUUUUUUGUUUGUUAAAGACGUAGAGCAGCUUUGAAAUGUUCAUAUUUUCUUGUAUUCGUAUUGCUCCAUAUCGUAGGGUUUAUAGAAAGCUCUGUCUUCUGUUACCAAUAUUGUUAGUAGAGAUGUUUGGCAAGCAUAGAAUGUAUUUCUGUUGCAAGAUUUUUUUCGUGAAACAUUCUGUGCUUGAAAAUUCAUUCAUGGAGAAUUAUUAUUGAAGAAAUUCUCCUGUGAAUGGGAAACUUAUCGAUAUCUAAUGAAUUGAUUUUUAAUCGAUUAAUCUUUCUUUUUUAAGAAAGAUAUCUUAAUUGUAUAUGUGUUUAUUUUUACAUUUUAAAAGUUUUUAUUCUUUUUGUAGUUAGGUUUUACAUCUUUCAGUAUGAUAAUUGUGUAUCAUCGUAACUACACAACUAAAUCCAUACGGAUGGUUCAUAUGGUUGUAGUAACUAUACGAAUUUUUUGUAUUAAUGGGGAUGCAUGAUAAAAUGAACGUAUAUUGUUUUUAGGUAAAAAAAAGGAAAAAAUGACGAGUUUGCAUUGCAUACCAUAGAGACAAUAUUAUUCUGCGCGAUUGUAGCGUUUAUAAUCAAAGUAGAACGAGUAGACGUAUAGCGUUGAAAGAUACAGAAUAGCAAAAUAACAGAAUUAGGGACCCAUCUCUAAGUAGCUCCUCUAACGAACAGAAUGGUUUUGUUUUUUUUUUACAGAGAAAUAUUGUUUUACCAUCUGCAUGUAUUCCAUUUUAUCAUUUUAUUCGAAUAGUUGUUUUAAAAGUAUUUAGUGAAUGGCAUUUUAACUGGUCUGGUAGAUUAUUGCAUAACAAUACUGUACCAUUUAGUUAUUCCUGAACAGGAGAAAAUCUUUUCUAGCGUCGAUUCAUGAAACUUGGCCUAAAUAGGCAUUAAUUCAAUUUUAUUGAAUUUGGCAGCUUUUUACUAUUAUAUUUAUAAUUAUUAGCAGUACAAUCAUAUUCUAU